This is a messenger RNA of Procambarus clarkii (red swamp crayfish), 2809 nucleotides long. NCBI's taxonomy places the organism in Eukaryota, Metazoa, Arthropoda, Malacostraca, Decapoda, Cambaridae. The record is from RefSeq and is a predicted model, not a curated record.
AUGUACCAUUCGACAGUGCUGGCACAGUUGACGGUUCUGGCCAACGAGACGGUGAAGGUGCCUUGCGACCUGUCCACCAGGGGCAUGGCAGACGUCGCUAUCAUAGUCCUCUGGUACCGCGGGGCGUCGCCGGCACCCUUCUACAGCUACGACUUGCGUCAGUCCGGAGGACGACACUGGAGCGACGAGACAGUGUUCGGACAGCGAGCCAAGUUUGACCUCAAGGUCAACCCUCCGAGUCUACGGGUUCACCCGGUGCGGCCCGGGGAUCAGGACACUUACCGCUGCCGGGUCGACUACGAGAGAGGCCCCUCGAGGACCUCCACGGUUCACCUGGCUGUUAUUGUACCCCCCUCACCGGCCGUGGUGACGGACGAGAGCGGCUCUGUGGUGGAGGGGAGCGCCGGCCCCUACCUCGAAGGGGGCAGAGUCGUCCUCACUUGCAAGACUUUGGGAGGUCGACCGUCACCCACACUGGUGUGGAUGAGAGACGGAGUGGUAGUGGAGGAUUCCUACACUGUGGACCACCGUGGACAGGUGAGGAACCUACUUCACCUAGAUAACCUGCCAAGAGACCUGCUAGACGCCGCGUUCACCUGCAGAGCAACCAACAACAACAUUACCAGACCUCUAGAUACCACCGUCACUAUCAAUAUGACACUCGCUCCGUUGACCAUCUCGCUGAUGAAGGUGGCCGGCCCUCAGGAGUAUGUGUCGGCCGGAGUGACGGAGGAAUUGGAGUGCUCCUCCGCCGGCAGCAGACCAGAUCCGGUUAUAUCCUGGUGGAGGGACGACCAGCGAAUCGUCAACCCCAGCGCUAAGCAAGGGCGCAUGCUGAACAGAACGGUGUCGACGCUAAGGGUCGUGCCACAGCCCAGUGACCACGGAGUCGUCUACACCUGUAGGGUGGAGAACCCGCUGCUACCCUCCUCCGUCCUCGAGGAGUCGUACAAGCUCAACGUCCACUACGUGCCGCAAGUCGACUUGGAGAUGGGGAUGGGACUCAGCCCCAAGUCAGUGAAGGAAGGUUCAGACGUGUUCUUUGAGUGUCGAGUAACGUCCAAUCCCAAGUUUUACAAGAUUGUCUGGAUACACGAAGGCACCGUGAUGCAGCACAACGUCUCAGGAGGGGUAAUAGUGUCUAACCAAACGCUGGUGCUACAGAAGGUAGGCAAGGAACGGACAGGUCGCUACUACUGCAGGGCCACUAACCUGCACGGGGAGGGUGUCUCCACGCCCAUCACAAUCACCAUUAUGUACACGCCAGCCUGCUCGCCGGGGCAGCAGCUGGAGUACCAGGUCGCCCAUCACGACACGGCCAACAUAACUUGUCGGGUGGACGCCGUACCGGACAACGUCACUUUCACCUGGAGGUUCAACUCGUCGGGUUCGCUGCUGGAGCUUGGGGAAGGUCGGGCGGCCUCGUGGGGAACCACCAGUGUCCUGCCCUAUACUCCAGCCUCCCCGGGGGACUACGGGCUGCUUCUCUGCGCUGCCACAAACAGCAUUGGAACCCAGCACUUACCCUGUGUCAUCAAUGUUACGGCGGCUAAACCACCGGACCUGCUGGAAGGCUGCGUUAUCCGGAACCAGACGACGCACUCUGUGUUCGUGUCAUGCAAGGGCGUCCCCACUGUUCUUCCCCGCAGCUUCAGCAUGGAGGUGAGGAACUCUGAGGACCUGCGCAUAGUGACGAAGGUGACCAACACGACGCCACAGUUCGUGGCAUCUGGCCUGGACCCGGGCACGGCUUAUACCCUACAUGUAGCCGUCCAGAGCCCUAUGGGAGCCUCCGCUCCGAUCAAGCUCCAAGCUUUCACCGUCAAAACAGCCGAGAAGAGAAUGGGCUUCAGCGAACCGGCGGAGGAGGUGCUGGGAGUCUCUCCUCUCAUCGCUGUGGUUGCCGGAGCGGCCGUAGCUGUUGUCAUCACCGUAGUGGUGAUCCUGGGCCUGGCUAUCAAGCACUGUCCCCGGAGGAGACCCUCGCAAGAGGUGCCUGCCUACGCUCAUGGCUCCCUGGUGUCCGACACCUCCCCGAAGGAGACAGUUAGUACCUUCAGUAGACCCUCGCCGGCUUCCGAAGACCGGAACCCAGACCUCAUACCGCUCAAGGAAGAGUGCGACUACCAGCUGGAGGAGCUGCGUGUACCCAGCUGCCAGGUGGUGGGCGGAGUGUCUUCCUGUCACCACCUGACCUCUCUGAGCACCGCGUCAUCUGCGGUGGUCGUGGUGCCAUCUGUAGGUGGUGGAACGACCACCUCCUGCCACCAGCAGCAGCAGCACCAGCAGCAGCAGGAGUGGGAUGUCUACUACCAGCACCAGCUGCACCACCACCACCAACAUCGCCACCACCAUCACCACCACCACCAGCAGCCGGGGCUUCCACCUCCCUCCUUCACACACCACUCCUGCGAGGUGCUGGGGGCGGCGCCACCAUCUCACCAGGACCAUCUGCUGAUAUCUGCGCAUUAUCCACCUCCGCCCCCCAUGGCGGGCGGCGCCUAUCCGACGCCGCCGCCUCAUUUCCUGGCGUCAGGGGACACAACUACCUCUUCCUCGCCCCUGCUAGACCAGCACGCCCACCUCCGCCAGGACUACGAGAAGUGAUGGAACGGUUGACGGAAUGGUUUGGGCACUGCGCCUAGCGACCCUGUAGACAAGAGUGCGUGUAACGCUGAUGAAGCUGUGAUAGUUUCUAGAGCAGUCGAGGCCCGUCCUGAGCACGAUUAUAUUCCCCCCGGAUGGAUGGAGAACAACCCCCCCCUUACACACACACACACACACACACACACACACACACACACACACA